AUGGACAUCAAGGAAUAUUUUGCCAGAAUUUCUUACCAGGGCUCCUAUGAUAAGCCAGACCUGGCUACCUUGACAGAGAUAUUCCAGCACCACAUCCGAGCGGUCCCUUUUGAAAACCUCAGCAUCCACUGUGGAGAAAGCAUUGAGCUGGACCUGGAAGCAACUUACAACAAGAUAGUGAGGAAGAAACGCGGGGGCUGGUGCAUGGAAAACAACCACCUCUUAUCUUGGGUCCUGAAAACCCUUGGCUACGAGAUCACCCUUCUGGGAUCAAAAGUUUAUGUCCCGGAGCACAACGCCUAUGCAGAGGAAAUCGAUCACCUACUGCUCAGAGUGGAGCUUUGUGACAAAUCCUACAUCGUGGACGGUGGGUUUGGGAUGGCCUACCAGAUGUGGCAGCCAAUGGAGCUGGUUUCAGGGACAGACCAGCCGCAGACUCCUGGGGUCUUUCGCUUCGUGGAGGAGAGCGGGGUCUGGUACCUCGAGAAGGUGAAAAGGAAGCAGCAGGUUCCCAACCAAAGCCUCUCCACUUCCCACAAUGUGGAUAGCGAAGUUUGCCGGCGGGUUUAUCUCUUCACCCUUGAGCCCCGAGACAUCAAGGAGUUCAGAGCCUGCAAUGCCCACCUGCAGACCGCGCCGGACUCGCUGUUUGUGACCAAGUCUAUCUGCAGCCUGCAGACAUCUGAUGGUGUCCGGGCUCUGGUGGGGUGGAAACUCACCGAGAUAACAUACAAUUAUAAGGAUAAUAUGGAUCUGGUGGAAAUCAGAAUCCUUGCAGAUGAAGAAAUGGAGAAAACACUGAAAGAGAAAUUCACUAUAACACUAGACAAGAAAUUUGUACCUGUCAAUACAAGCAGAUUGUCUCUGUUUUAA
Chaetura pelagica (chimney swift) is the source of this 873-nucleotide messenger RNA. Its product is annotated as arylamine N-acetyltransferase, pineal gland isozyme NAT-3. The record is from RefSeq and is a predicted model, not a curated record. The transcript has a single exon. Bases 1 to 873 code for a protein of 290 amino acids. NCBI's taxonomy places the organism in Eukaryota, Metazoa, Chordata, Aves, Apodiformes, Apodidae. Gene Ontology annotation, molecular function: acetyltransferase activity.